AGAUCUUGCAGGUGAAGUGUGAUCCCGCGUGACCACAACCUUUUUUUUCUGGUGACCGCAUAGCAAGAGUGAAAGCUCGCAGAGUAUUAUCCUACUACUAAAUAUCGUUUGCUAAGUAAAGAACCCUCCGCUAGAGCAGCAGCCUUCGACUUCCCGGUGAGGCAGUGCCUUAUAAAUUCGAUCAAACACUUGGAAGCUGCUAGCGGUGCAUCGUUAUUUUAAUCUUUUCGAUCUGUGUGCCCUCCGUGCCGGCGCUCCCGAGCAUCUAUUCAUUAUUUAAUUCCUGUAGUACUGAUUUUAUCGUUACGAUUUGGGCGCGCGCGCGUGUGUGCUCCCCAGAGUGAUCGAGAUUGUUUUCGGAAAGCCUUCUUUUGCAGAAGAAAAAAGUAGCCACAAAUCGCGUACCGCUAGCGUCAUUAGAACAAAAUCAUUUUAAACUGUUGCCAAGAUCAAAGUCCUUCCCCAGUUUCGCUGUGCAUUAGAAUUCCUUCGAAAGUAGAUUCGCCCCAAGUGCGUUGACCCCCCUUUCGUGGACCCGAAAAAGAAGCAAAGUGCCCGUGUGUAUGUUGUGUGCGUAUCUGUCGAGUGCACUGAAGUUGGUUUUGCGUUGAUAUCGGAAGGAGUGAAGGCAAGGGAGUCCCUAAAAAGGGCAAGGUGGUAGAGAGAAAGAGAAAGGAAGGCAAAAGGGCUUUACUGCAGAGUGCAGAAUCCAAUAUUUGCUACAAUCCCCGGCACGGGAGGAUCUCGAGGUUCGCAGGUCAACACACAGGUAUGAUGAAGUUCGUUACCUCGGACAGCACGACGGAUUUGUCGUUGCGACAUGGAGAACAAUACGAAAAUUGUUCGGAGCAGCUGCUCAUCGAGUCGGAUACGACACCACUGGCAGCACUGGAUCCGGCCAUUCUGAGCUGCGGCCUGCCGGCCAUCGUCCUCGACUCCCAGGGCUCAAUGAGAACAGCGGUAGCCAUCAUUCGGUAUACGUUCGCGCAGUUGCUGGCCUUCAGAAAGAGUCCGUUCUCCCAUCGACGCCCGGCCGCAAUGGACGACCCGCGGACGGUACAAUAUCCGAUAUGGCGUCGGACCGGGUUCGAACGGCAGCGCAGAGUGAGCGGCGGCGACGAGGAGCAGUAUCUGCUGUACGGUGGUGGUGGCUCCGGCCGCAAACCGAACGAUCAGCGUCAGCGUGACAAUGGCUUCAAUCCGCCAAGAUUCAGACGUAACCAUGAGUUCAGUAACCGGAACCACCAUGUGAUCGUGAAAAGUUAUAGUGCUGGUGAUGGCUACGGCCACAAUUUGCGCCUCCAGGACACCAUAAUCGAGGAAGAACCGGAAUGGGUUGCGGCCGGUCCAACUUCCCGGCUGGACACGAUUGAGCUGCGCGGAUUCGACGAAGAUCUGGCGCGAAAUGUGACGGAAUCGCUGAAGUCGUCCCCGCCGUCGGGUCACGGCAAGCGCAGUGGCGCAUUUUUCGACGAGUUGCUCCACUACGAGCAUGUCCAUCCGCAGAAGCAGGGCUCUGCUAAGGGUCAGCACGAUACCUCGAGUGGUGGCGAUGGCGAGAGCGUCGUUUCCACGUCGAACAACGGGUCACCUCCGCCGGCCCGGAGCACUCCGACGAAGCACGUGGCGGACACAAACAACAACUAUGCCGGUGGACGCAAAGGUGGACCAAUUUCGGACGGGGGGAAGGCUCCGGGGUGUUCGUCUUCCUCCGGCGUUAAUGUGUCGAACUUUGAGGAGUUUAUGAAAUUUGACUCCAUGCUGGGUGAUCUGGUCGAAGGAAAUGGAUCCCGCUUCAGUCAAUAUUUCCGCCGUGUUGGAUCUUCCAGUAGCGGUGCCGGUUCUGGUGGAAGUCAUAACCAUCACUCCCAGCAGCACCUCCAUCAGCCACACUCGCAACAACAUCACGUACGCUUCGCCCUGGAUCGGAACACCCAUCACUAUCAGCAUCCGCAGUCCCAUCGUCAGGCAGGUUCGGGCCGUUUGUCCCUGUCGGCCAUGCAGCAUCCUCCUGCGGGCAUAGAAGGACCACAUCAGCAGAACCCUCCGUCGUUCGAUGCCGGAUCAUCUUCGUCUGCUUCUUCAUCGGGCUCUGCAGCAUCAACCGCCGGAGAUGCAAAGUCGUUCCAACGUUUGCUCGAGAUGAUGGCCGUCCAGAAUCAUCGUAUGCAACAGCAACAGCAGCAGCACUAUCUACUGCAGCUCCUGCAAAAUAGCCAGCAAACGGAAGCCUUGCGUCAGGUGCUGAUGAAGAAAUGCUCGCUCGAUGGUGGAGCGGGUGGGCAGCAGCGUUUGCCUUCGCAGGCCGAACUCCAAUUGCACACACAAACCAUCAUGAAGCAGGCCCUCCUGCGCAAGAAGAUUGCUGAACAAAGCCGGCUGAUACUCGAGCAGGAACCGAUACCGGCCGUCCAGCAGCUAAUCCAAUCGAUCUGCCCGAAUGUUCAGCGCAGCAUUUCCGUUCUGGGAGCCAACUCCGGUCAGCAGCAGCAGCAGGUUGGGCGCAACUUUGGAGCAGACGGAAGGAACGGUAAUGCUCCGGGCAACAAUGGUUCGCUGUAUCGCAGCCAAGCGCGCCCUUCCUCCACCAACCGGCGCUAUUGAGAAGAAUGUAAUCCGGCCAUCUGAUGGAUAUCUAAUACAAGACCCCACCGCCACAAAAUUGGAAUAACUCUUCGCGUCACUCUGCUUCCUACAGUUAAUUUACUCGAAUUUUCAACCCUACCGAACCUUACGAAGAAUCAACUUCCUACACACAAGAUAUCAUCGAUAAAAUCUGUAAAGUGUUGCAUUCACAUUCGUAAGGAUUAGUUUUUAGUUCAUUUUUAUACAUAUUGCUGGAUACCGGCAGCCUUUCACCACCCAUCCUCCCCAGUGUGUGAUCCUUUGUUCUAUCUCUGAUUGUUUUGGGCAGGCACGAUAAGAAUUUGUUAAUAUUUGGACGAAAGAUAGAGUAAAGAGGACGACGAUCACUGCCUCUGGAAGGCGUCCAACGUUUGAGCGUUUGUGUUGGACGAGAGUGACAAGAAACAAUAGAAUGUUUCUGCAAAACCGAUUUAAAUCCACUCUUUUCUCCCUGCGAGAGGGAAAGACAACCGAUUUUCAUUCCCCCCCACAGCAAAGUCCGAUUACCGACUUAUCGCAUUUAAAACCGCAUUAGGUAACCGCAACCGCAUUUAAACCAACAAUAUUCUAACUCAGCGUCUGCCUGUGCUUGUCUGUCUAACGUUGAAUGUAUACUUUUGUGCAUUGUUUGAGAAUUAUUAUCAUUCGAUUUUAGUGCUGUUCAUAAUAUCUAACUUCAAACGAUCGAGGCUUGUUCACUAGUCUUGCAACAGAAGGGGAAAUGUUAAUCAAACACCCCAAAAACAUCUGGGAAAAUAUGUGCAAUCGGUUACAACUGUGUCCGGGGUCUGUUUGCCUCGUGCGAAGAACCACUUAUAGCAUUAAGAAUAUGUUUGUAACAACCGCCAAUCUUGUUAACACCAUGCACAUCCUUUCCAAAAUGUGCUCUUGCGCAGCCAACGAUUGUUAUUGUUUUUUUGAAUUUAUUGAUUUGUACUAUAUUAAGUCUAUGUUUAUACUAUAUCAUAAUUGCAACAAUCCAAACAUGAACAUCCGUUCACAUAUUCGAGCUACCGAGCUCCGCGCGUUCGAUGCACUCGAUCAUCUAGGUUUUUCAUCGGAGAAAGUUUGAAUAUGAACUGAUUUAUUGUUUAUUAUUUGUGCGACACACAGGUGGAUGGAUUUAUUUCUGGUUUUCAAUAAAAAUGAUUAUGUAUGUUACUUUUGAGAAGCAAAUAA
This is a messenger RNA of Anopheles coustani, 3804 nucleotides long. It is a transcript of the gene cup, whose product is annotated as protein cup. Gene Ontology annotation, biological process: negative regulation of translation. Bases 772 to 2604 code for a protein of 610 amino acids. The transcript is spliced from 3 exons. The record is from RefSeq and is a predicted model, not a curated record. Lineage: Eukaryota; Metazoa; Arthropoda; Insecta; Diptera; Culicidae. Gene Ontology annotation, cellular component: cytoplasm; nucleus. Gene Ontology annotation, molecular function: mRNA binding.